AUGCCUCGGUCCUGGUCCCAGCAGAAGGAGAUCACGCCUCAUUCACGAAACAGUGUGCGUUUGGAAACACAAAGAAAGAGGAAAGUCCUGGAGGAGGCUGCGAUAGUCCCGGUCCGUGCCCAUCCCGAGGCAGGGGUGAGAUGGGGGAUCCGUGUGGGGGUCAGGGGGGGGUCUAGCCCGGGUGUGGAGCCCACAGCACCUCAGCCUCAGACCCUUCAGCUGCUCAGUCCACAGUACCUCAGCAUUAGGCCCUUCAGCUGCUCAGUCCACAGCACCUCAGCCUCAGACCCUUCAGCUGCUCAGUCCACAGUACCUCAGCCUCAGACCCUUCAGCUGCUCAGUCCACAGUACCUCAGCAUUAGGCCCUUCAGCUGCUCAGUGAGAGGGAGGGAGGCUGGAAAUGUCAGGGAGCUUUUCACAACUCGACCUGCGGCUCACAUCUGCUCAGACGUGCCACAUGUCACCUCUGCGUCUGUGGGAGAGAGGAGGGGGGAGGAGGGGGGAGAGGAGAGGAGGGGGGGGGGGCGGUUGGAGGGGGGAGAGGAGAGAGAGAGGAGAGGGAGGAGAGGGGAGGAGGAGGGGGGAGAGGAGAGGGCGGAGGAGGAGAUGAGAGAGGAGAGGGAGGAGAGAGAGGGAGGAAAGAGGAGGAGAGGAGAGGGAGGAGAGAGGAGAGGAGAGGGAGGAGAGAGAGGGAGGAAAGAGGAGGAGAGGAGAGGGAGGAGAGAGGAGAGGAGAGGGAGGAAAGAGAGGGAGGAGAGAGGAGGAGAGGAGCUUCUAUCUGCUCUGGUGUCUGCUCCACAAACACCUCUGAAGGAGAAGUGUUUGUGA
Molecule: messenger RNA, 828 nt
Organism: Knipowitschia caucasica
Lineage: Eukaryota; Metazoa; Chordata; Actinopteri; Gobiiformes; Gobiidae
Source: the annotation of a GenBank genome assembly